UGGAACGCAGAAUAAGCAACUCCCAGACUCAGCUACGCAGCCAAACUGGCCCGAUGGCAAGCUGCAGCCAACCCCAGCUCAGCAUCUGGAUGAAAUAAAGACCUGGCUGGGGGAGCCAAUUUUUGUGCAGUGUACUCAGAGGUGCAUAGCGUAAUGCCCAUGCUGUACUACACUCUGAUUAUAGCUUUUUUGAUCGGCACACAGGCAGCUCCCAAGUCAGAGGACAAUGCCCCACUGGAGUACCCUGCAGACCAUUCCCUGCUCAAUACCCACCAGAGUAACGGACACCACAUUCCCAAGGCAGCUCCACAGGCAUCCCACGGCCACUCUACGUGGACAAUAGGUAGAAGAGAAGCUGUAAAUAUCACCAUGGACCCAAAAUUUUUUAAGAAGAGGCGUUUCCGGUCUCCUCGGGUGCUGUUCAGCACACAGCCCCCCCCAGGGUCAGGGCAAGGACAGAGUAUGGGAUUCCUCAGCACGGCAGGUUCUCUCAACAGGACCGCCAGGACCAAGAGGACCGCGCAUCCCGUAUUACACCGGGGAGAGUUCUCAGUGUGCGACAGCGUCAGCAUGUGGGUCGGGGACAAAACCACAGCCACUGACAUUAAAGGCAAAGAGGUGACAGUGCUGGGAGAGGUCAACAUUAACAACAACAUUUUCAAGCAGUACUUUUUUGAGACCAAGUGCAGGGACCCUAAGCCAGUCUCCAGCGGGUGCCGAGGGAUCGAUGCAAAGCACUGGAACUCUUACUGCACCACAACACAUACCUUCGUCAAAGCACUGACAAUGGAGGGCAAGCAAGCAGCCUGGAGGUUUAUUCGGAUUGACACCGCCUGCAGGAAGUCAGGGAGACCCUGAGGUGGAUCCAAGCCCUGUGACAGCAUCCUCCCACCCCCUACCUCAGUCUGUAAAUUAUUUUAAGUUAUAAAGGACUGCAUGGUAUAUUUAUAGUUUAUACAGUACAGACCGAACCUCAUUAUUUAUUAAACUCUUUUGGAAACCU
Messenger RNA from Eurypyga helias (sunbittern), 1003 nucleotides. RefSeq names its product nerve growth factor (beta polypeptide) (gene NGF). Gene Ontology annotation, molecular function: nerve growth factor receptor binding; growth factor activity. The record is from RefSeq and is a predicted model, not a curated record. Gene Ontology annotation, biological process: negative regulation of neuron apoptotic process; cell surface receptor protein tyrosine kinase signaling pathway; regulation of neuron differentiation. Lineage: Eukaryota; Metazoa; Chordata; Aves; Eurypygiformes; Eurypygidae. The coding region runs from base 154 to 858 and encodes 234 amino acids. The transcript has 2 exons.